AUGGGUCUACUUGCCAUUGGAACGCCGCUUGAAUGGCCCGAGGCCAAGAAGGUUGCCAGCCAUGUGAGAUCAUGGGGUAUCGAACAACUACUGGCGAUUUGGCGCGACUACAAGGGCAAAGAAAGAGAUGCACUGCUGUGGGGCGAUGAGAUCGAGUAUCUGGUGGUCUGCUAUGAUCAGAAUAAUCGCAAGGUCCGACUGUCUCUCCGACAGGCAGAUAUCCUUGCGGCGCUAGCCACCGAUGAGAAGCUUCUCGCCGAAGGUGGUGGUGUCCCUGAUGUGCAGACUGGUGACACAAGAGGUAUUGCGAACCCUGCGCCAGUCUUUCACCCUGAGUUUGGACGCUUCAUGCUCGAAGCAACCCCUGGAAAACCAUGGGGAAUUGGGUUCAAAGAUCUCUUGGACGUAGAGCCGAACAUGAAGUGGAGACGGAAAAUUGCAAAGGAGCACAUGGAGGCAUCUGAGUUUCCCAUUACAUUGACAACUUUCCCCCGACUUGGUAACAAGGAUUGCUUGAUCCCAGACUAUCCGCCGUCGGGACCAAAGCUGCGGUCUCAAUUCGUGCCGGAUGAGAUUGCCAACCCUCACAUCCGGUUCCCCACGCUAGCGGCAAACAUUCGUUCGCGGCGAGGCAGAAAGGUGCAAGUCAACGUACCGGUCUUCAAGGACGUAAAUACCCCUUGGCCGUGGAAGGACCCUACCGUCAACUAUGACCUGCACAAUUGGCCCGAGGACGAUGAUGUCCGCAACGGUGCUGCCCCCGACAACUUUAUCCACAUGGAUGCCAUGGCUUUCGGGAUGGGUAGCUGUUGUCUGCAAAUUACGUUCCAGGCCAAGAAUGUUGAGGAAGGGCGAACAAUGUAUGAUCAGCUGAGCCCAUUGGGACCCAUUUUGCUCGCAUUGACUGCAGCCACACCUAUCUACAAGGGUUUCCUAGCAGAUACAGACGUGCGCUGGAACCAGAUCAGUCGCGCAGUUGACGACCGCACACCAGAGGAGCUGGGAGAGAAACCACUCAAGAACGACCGUUGGCGACUGCCCAAGUCUCGCUACGCGUCCAAUUCAACCUACAUCUCACAAGACCCUCGAUUGCGAAAAGAGUACCUGGAUCCUGACCUUAUUGUGGAUCAAGAUCUCAAAAAGCGUUUGAUCGAGGGUGGUAUGGAUGAUGCUUUGGCAACUCACUUUGCACAUCUUUUCAUCCGCGAUCCCAUUGUUGUCUUCAACGAGGAUCUCGAUGAACUCGACCUCAACAAGGCCGAUCACUUCGAGAAUCUUCAGUCAACCAACUGGCAGCACAUGCGCUUCAAGCCGCCACCCGUUGGCUCGGACAUUGGCUGGCGUGUUGAAUUCAGGCCGAUGGAGAUCCAGAUCACUGACUUCGAGAAUGCUGCUUUCUCGAUCUUCAUUGUUCUCAUCACCCGCGCCAUCUUGUCCUUCAAUCUGAACUUCUACAUCCCUAUCACACGCGUAUCGGAGAACAUGGAGACAGCUCACAUCCGCGACGCUGUGUCGACCCAGAAAUUCUGGUUCCGCAAAUCGCCUUUCCCAGCAUAUCCCUCGAGCCGCACAAAUGGGCCUGGCACAUCGACACCCGCCAAUAUGCCGAGCCGCCCACCGACACCAGGCCCCGUUGAGGACGAAUACGAGCAGAUGAGUGUCAACGAGAUCAUCAACGGACAGCAGACCGACGGCGGCUUCCCUGGCCUCAUCCCUCUCGUCGAAUCAUACCUCAACAGUAUGAACGUCGAUGUCGAGACAAGAUGCGACUUGGCGACGUAUCUAGACCUCAUCAGGAAAAGGGCGAACGGCACGUAUUGGACAGCAGCGAAGUGGAUAAGAAACUUUGUGCAGACGCACCCGGAGUACAAGAAGGACAGCGUGGUCAGUGACGAAAUCACAUACGAUCUUGUCAAGGCCGCGGAGCAGAUCACGAAAGAAGAGGGGCGUGACGGCAUGGGCAAGGAGAUGUUGGGUUCACGACGGUAA
Molecule: messenger RNA, 1989 nt
Organism: Boeremia exigua
Lineage: Eukaryota; Fungi; Ascomycota; Dothideomycetes; Pleosporales; Didymellaceae
Product: glutamate-cysteine ligase
Exons: 7
Coding region: 1-1989 (662 amino acids)
Biological process (GO): glutathione biosynthetic process
Cellular component (GO): glutamate-cysteine ligase complex
Molecular function (GO): glutamate-cysteine ligase activity
Source: RefSeq, a predicted model, not a curated record